AUGGCCCAACGUCUCGGGACUGUGACGGCGCCUUCGUCCGUCCUCAUGUCCGAGCCGUCAUACGAGCUGGUUGUCUCGAGUUGUUGCUCUGGGAAGGAUGACGGGGGAUGA
Chaetomium globosum CBS 148.51 is the source of this 111-nucleotide messenger RNA. RefSeq lists its product as uncharacterized. Bases 1 to 111 code for a protein of 36 amino acids. The transcript has 2 exons. NCBI's taxonomy places the organism in Eukaryota, Fungi, Ascomycota, Sordariomycetes, Sordariales, Chaetomiaceae. The record is from RefSeq and is a predicted model, not a curated record.